This is a messenger RNA of Chilo suppressalis (striped riceborer), 1557 nucleotides long. The record is from the annotation of a GenBank genome assembly. Lineage: Eukaryota; Metazoa; Arthropoda; Insecta; Lepidoptera; Crambidae.
AUGACGAAAAUAACUCUAAUGAAGAUGAGCGUCUGCGACACGCCCCCGCGAGCUACGGUCACACCUCGCCGAUGCAUGUCCUGUCCGAAUCUGCAGGCCAAGCCUAAGGAAAGCCAUUCGCAGCGCGAUCACUUGGCAAAGUCGAGAUCGGCAGUAUUUCACGAAGAAAAGCGGUGCCCGAACUACUUCAGACCGAAUCCUGUUCUGCACUGUGUACAUUCGAAUCCUGCACAGUCCACUGCAGCUAAGGAAGCGUCGACUGCGAAUGGGAUCGGAAGUGAUCCCUUGGAAGCCCUGAUGAGGCUGUGUUCAUGCCCUGGCCCUUGUCCGCCACCUGCUUGCGCCGGAUGCAACUGCCUGCCGCCACCGUGCAACGUUCCCGCCAAAUGCGUACAGUACAUGACUGGCUACUACUACUACCCGUACGGAACGUGGUUCUGCGGACCUUACCACGUGCAGACUGGACCUUGCGGGCCGUGCGCUGGGCCCAUUCAAGCGGGUGGACCGGGCGGCCCAACAGUAUGCGUUCCAACUUGCGGACCCUGUGGACCUAAUGGGCCCCUCUGCAGCCCGUGUGGAGCUUGCGGCCCUUGUGCGCCGUGUGGGGGUUGUGGACCUUGCGGCCCAUGUGGACCUCUCUGCUGCCUUGUACCGGAGUUGCUGGAUAUCUGUGGGGCUUGUGGAUGCAGGCCUUGUGGACCCUGUGGACCCUGUGGACCAUGCGGUCCAUGUGGACCAUGCGCACCCUGUGGACCCUGCGCGCCUUGUGGACCCUGUGGACCCUGCGCGCCUUGUGGACCCUGUGGACCCUGUGGACCCUGCGGACCAUGCGCAUCCUGUGGACCCUGCGGACCUUGUGGGCCUUGUGGCUCCUGCGGACCUUGUGGCCCCUGUGGACCUUGCGGACCGUGCGGAUGUGGUCCUAGUGGGCCUUGUGCACCUUGUGGACCCUGCGGACCUUGUGGGUAUGGAUGCAGCCCGUGCGGAUGUGGACCUUGCGGAUGUGGCCCUUGUGGAUGUGGCCCCUGCAGGUGUGGCCCCUGCGCCGGCUGCUUCAGCGGCCCAUGCAUGAACUGCCCGUGCGCCCCGCUCCCCGUGUGCGGGCCCGUGAUGCCCGGCGGCCCUGAUGGCCCCGUAGGAACCGACGGUCCUGUCUGCCCCAAGAAUUGUAUCGUGAGCACUUGCAUGGCGUCUAAAGGACUCACCAAGGAAAAAGAACCGUGCUUCUGCGAGGUCUGUCGCAGUGCAAGACAGGCGUCUGCGGAAGCCAGGAAUCCAGAAAUCGUGACUGCAAGGACUUUACCUAUACCACCACCUCCGAAAUGUGACAACAACCCCAACAUAGUUCAGGCAUACCCACUAAAGGCAACUGCCAAAGGCCACAAUCCGUUGCCGCAUGUGACUGCAGUCUUCGCCGCUUUCUUCUCCACAAAGAUUGGGAACAUUGGCGCAGAACAAGCGAUCAAGAACCUACAGGAAUCGUCUACACUGGAGAAACUUCUAGAGGAACCGAAGAGGAAGACUUUAGCUUACCCAAGAACAUACAUAAGGAUUUAG